This is a messenger RNA of Parathielavia appendiculata, 345 nucleotides long. RefSeq lists its product as uncharacterized. The transcript has a single exon. The record is from RefSeq and is a predicted model, not a curated record. Lineage: Eukaryota; Fungi; Ascomycota; Sordariomycetes; Sordariales; Chaetomiaceae. The coding region runs from base 14 to 298 and encodes 94 amino acids.
GUCUUCCACAUCGAUGAAAGGUGGUGCCUAUCGUCACCACUAUCAUGCUUCUGUUUUGCCUCUGUUCAUUCUGUCCUUCUCUCAACACAUGCGCCUUUCGCUGUUGACUUUGUCUCCUUCGCCUGCUGUAGCUGUCAAAGCGUUCCACAGUUUGAUCAUUAAAUUAUUGUCGUUCUGCUCGUGUCGUUCUGCUCGUGUCGUUCUGCUCUUGUCGUUCUGCUCGUGUCGUUCUGCUCUUGUCGUUCUGCUCUUGUCGUUGCUUGUCCUCGCUUUCACUUCAAAAAUGCUCGCUCGUUGAUGGGCAUCUCCCUUGCUUCGACGGGAUGGACUUCCCCUCUCUUUCCU